AUGCGCGGACCAUAUGUGGUUUUAACGGUGUUGUCGCAGGGUAGAUAUAUAUUAAAAUUGGUCGCUGGUUCCUAUGGUAAGACCACGCAAGCUGCCGUGGAAUACAUGAUGCCCUGGCGCGGGGAAUGGACCCCUGAUGUGUGUGCCGCAUUCUUUGAGAGUGGCGAUGAUGAUGACGAUAGUCCUUCCUCACAACAACCGCACGCGAUAGCAGAGUCAUCUCCUGAUCUAGUUUCAAUAGACCAGCCUUCUUGUCACCACAUGUUUUCUGUUGACGUUCUUGUGUACGUUCUCGAUAGGUGUACUUAG
Molecule: messenger RNA, 309 nt
Organism: Pieris macdunnoughi
Lineage: Eukaryota; Metazoa; Arthropoda; Insecta; Lepidoptera; Pieridae
Source: the annotation of a GenBank genome assembly